This is a messenger RNA of Amblyraja radiata (thorny skate), 973 nucleotides long. RefSeq lists its product as uncharacterized. The transcript has 4 exons. NCBI's taxonomy places the organism in Eukaryota, Metazoa, Chordata, Chondrichthyes, Rajiformes, Rajidae. The record is from RefSeq and is a predicted model, not a curated record. The coding region runs from base 143 to 973 and encodes 276 amino acids.
UUGGUCGUAAAGUUCAUACUUCAUUGCAUUUGUUUGCAGCAAGCAUCAGUCGGGUGUUUGACUUUAGAGACAGUCGGAGCGGUCGUGAACAGGCGGCAGAAACCUUUGGACACAUUGGUUGGGACUGAGCAUCCAGGAAAGGAUGACGGAAAAACGCUACGACCCCAAUGACAGCACCCUGAAGUUUGUACAGAGAAAGGACGAGAUCACAGGGGAUGAUGACCCAAAUGUUCUCAGAGUGGAGAUGUCCUGUGGACAUGCUGUGGACCCCACAUCACUGACCGGAUGGUGCCGUAGCCUGAUAGAUCGUGGUCAUUCCACAUUCCACUGCCCUGGUGAAAAGGAUGGAACAGAAAAAAAGUGCAACAAGGAAUGGCCCUAUGUGGAGGUUCGCAGGCAUGCGUUGCUGACUGACGAUGAACAGAAGUAUUUUGAAGAGAAGGUUGCCUUACUCGCUGCGGCAAAGUACUGUGAAUUCAGCACGUGCCCUGGAUGUCAGACUUGUGUCGAGCGAAAAGAUCUGACAAAUCUUUCAGUGAGAUGUUCCAUUUGUACAGCACAAAAUGGAAGAUGCUAUGAAUUUUGCUGGCAAUGUUCGAAGCAAUGGAAGGGCCGAGCACCCCGUUCUGAUCGAUGUGACAAUGAAGGAUGCACAAACAUUCAGCUGGACGCCCUUAAGAACUGUGACAUGAAAACUUUAUCCUACAGUAACAUCCAAUGCCCUAAAUUCCGUGCUUGUCCCACAUGUGGGAUUAUUAUAGAGCAUAAAGAAAUGUGCAAGUAUAUCCUGUGCUCCAGGUGUCAUGUGGAGUUUUGCUUUGCUUGCCUUAAGAGCAAAGCAGUUUGCGAAAUAUCAUCUAGCUAUUCUGCUAUUUGUGCUGUGGCCCCGAGGCAAACAAGUAUUCCCACGUGGACUCGCACUCCAAAUACAAGUAUUCUCGGGAUGAAUCACAUACUGAAUUUAUUCAGAUGA